AUGCCCGGAACCACAUUCCCUCCAUUUCCAGAUGAUGUGGCUACCGUCCCGCUCUUGAUAAUUGACUACGAGCUCAUAAAGACUGGUAAUGUGAAGGAGAUUGACACAUUAUGGAAUGCUGCCACGCAGAUUGGCUUCUGGUACCUGAAGAACCACGGAGUCGAUGAAGAAGUGAACAAAAUGUUUGAUAUGGGCGUUGAGAUGAUGGACUUACCUCUAGAAGAGAAGAUCAAGUAUGAUAAAGGAGCCGAGACGGGGGUAUCAGCAGGGUACAAAGCACUAGGUGCAUCUGCGAUAGACGAGACAGGGGCUCGCGACCAUGCCGAAUUCCUGAACAUAGCACAAGACGAUGCCCUCUCUUAUCCCAUCCCAGCUCGACGUACUUACCCGGGCCCCGUCAACGCCCGUAUGGAAUCAACUAUUGUUCCUUUCAUCCGAAAGUCAGCCGAGAUCAAUCUCACGUUACUUGGAGUACUUAAUGAUAGACUCGGCCUACCGGAGGGUACCUUGGGGAAUAAACACCUUAUCGACCGGCCAAGCGGGAGCGAGGCGAGGUGUAUCAAGAGUCCACCAACUCAGGAGAUACUUUCUGAGAAGGCUUCGAUCGGUGCCCAUACCGAUUUUGGUUCGUUGUCCUUCCUGCACAACAGGCUCGGAGGGUUACAAGUACUACCACCCGGAACAAAUACCUGGAAAUACGUGAAGCUCAUCCCUGGUCAUGCAAUCUGUAACAUAGGGGACGCCCUCGCAAUCUUCAGCGCUGGCAUUCUACGCUCGAACGUCCACCGUGUCUUGCCUCCUCCUAAGAGGCAAGCUUCUUUUGACCGAUGGUCCCUCGUGUUUUUCACACGUCCAGAGAACUCCGUGAUCCUGGAACCCUUGACUGUUAGUCAGAUGGUCAAAGACGCGAAGGCAUCGGCCCCAGAGGGUAGAUAUGAUACUGGGACCUCAGCGGGAGAUUGGUUCAAGAGACGCGUUAUGAACCGGAGGAUCAAAAACCGCAAGGGACCGGAGACGUGGAAAGAGAGUCAAGGGACUGAGCAUACAGGAGGAUUGGUCUGA
Stereum hirsutum FP-91666 SS1 is the source of this 1062-nucleotide messenger RNA. Its product is annotated as Clavaminate synthase-like protein. NCBI's taxonomy places the organism in Eukaryota, Fungi, Basidiomycota, Agaricomycetes, Russulales, Stereaceae. The transcript is spliced from 6 exons. The record is from RefSeq and is a predicted model, not a curated record. Gene Ontology annotation, molecular function: dioxygenase activity. Bases 1 to 1062 code for a protein of 353 amino acids.